Iphiclides podalirius (scarce swallowtail) is the source of this 237-nucleotide messenger RNA. The record is from the annotation of a GenBank genome assembly. Lineage: Eukaryota; Metazoa; Arthropoda; Insecta; Lepidoptera; Papilionidae.
AUGAAGGCGAUUGGGGGGCCCCCCAAGACCGGGGGCCCGGGGCGGGCCGCCCCUUCCGCCCCUUCCGCCCCCCUGUCUCAAUCGAGGCAGGCUGGUGUCGUGUUGCCGUGUUGUCGUGACGGGAGGCCGUUGUCAGGCCCCGCCGGCUAUCUCUACAUCAGCGGGCUCGUUAUUAACGCCGACUUUCCUAAUUCAAUUAAAAUUAAUGACGAUGGCCGCGCCAACUCGAUGACUUAU